AAAAGUUGUCCAAUUAUUGCUUGCUGCUUGGUUGGAAAGAGAGAACGUUGCUAGGCAGAAGCUUUGUCAACUAGAUGAGAAGCAACUUCAGUAUGUUCAAAAUCACAACGAGAAUUCCAGUUUCAAAUCCCAGCUACUUUCUUCGUAAAAAUGUUAAACAAUUGCUGUCUUACAUCUUCUUCUUUUCGUACGUGUACUUCUUGUGUUCCCCUGCAGCAUAUUCCGAGGCUAGAGAUAUUUUGAAGCUCGGCGAGAAGAUUACAGACAAUGGACCAACUCUUAUCUCCGCUGGAGGGAAGUUUGAACUGGGAUUCUUUACCCCUAUGGGAAAGUCUAGCGGCAUCAGGUUCGUUGGGAUAUGGUAUCACAGUUGGCCAAAUCAAACUGUUGUGUGGGUUGCCAACCGUGACAACCCGAUACCGAAGGAUUCCACUGGGGUUUUUGGAACUGACGAAGAUGGAAACCUCAGGGUAUCCGACACCACUGGCACUGGGAAUGAUUACUGGUCUAUUAUUAUCCGUAGAACCCCCAUUAAAAAUGGGUACGUGAAACUCAUGGAUUCUGGAAACCUGGUCUUGACGGAUGUUAGUAAUAGCAGGGUGGUAAAUCUGUGGGAGAGCUUCAAAGAUCCAGCUGAUACGUUUCUUCCAGGUAUGAAAAUGGUAGAAGGCCUAGAGUUGGCUUCGUGGAAAGGAAGGGAUAACCCGGGAACUGGGGUUUUCAAGUUUAAGCUACAAGCUGAAAGGGAUCGGUAUGUCGUUUCAAAAAAUUCGGAUGAAUACUGGGUAAGUAAAAGUGAGUUCCUCAGUUCGGAUGAGAUGCCUGAUGCCAUAGAUAAGUUACUAUCAUAUUCCAACAAUUCUGACCCCUUGAUCCAAGAAUCAAGGUUGGUGAUGGAUUACUCAGGGCAGUUACAGUACUGGUAUUCUCAAUUUUUGAUGUUGUGGGAACCGGAAAACAAUUGUAGUAUUUAUGAUGCAUGCGGAAAAUUUGGCAGCUGCAAUAUUAACAAUAGGUUAGUAUGCAAAUGUUUGCCGGGGUUCAAGCCUAGUAGUCCGGAGGAUUGGAAAGCUAGAGAUUUUUCUGGCGGGUGUACCAGAAUUUCGACAGCACUCAGCUCCAGAGACAAGUUCUUGAGCUUAAAGAUGAUGAAAGUGACCGACCCAGAUAAAACGGAGUUUGUAGAAGAUGAAGAAGAAUGCAGAAAGUUGUGCCUUGACAGCUCCCGGUGCCAGGCUUACUCAUAUACAAAUAAUGGAGAGAGGAAAGGCCGAAUCGGUACUACUAAUAAGAUCAACCUCUGCCCAAUUUGGACGGAGGAAGUGCGUAAUCUUCAAGAGGAGUACAAAGGCCAUGGUCGCGAUCUCUUCGUCCGCGUAGCUGAAUCUGAUAUAGAAACGACUGCAAGGAAUUGUGAGCCUUGUGGCACAAACACGAUCCCCUAUCCACUGAGCACCAGUCUAAAUUGUGGUGACACAACGUACUUCAGUUUUUACUGCAACAUGUCCUCUGGCCAGGUCAGCUUCAACGCUCCCAGUGGCAACUAUUGUGUAACUAGUAUCAAUCCAAGUACCCGAAACUUUUUCAUCCGUCCUAAUGAUAAAAGUCUUAAUGAUAAAAAUCCAAGACGAGAUCUGCAGCUCAAUCCGGCAUUGCCAUUUUAUGUGAGCGAUGAUGAUUCGGGCAAGUCUAGUUCGGAAGUGGAGAUUAGUUGGGAUCCACCAGGGGAACCAUCCUGUUCUUCAUGGGCAGACUGCAAGGAUUGGCCACAAUCAACUUGCAAUCCAAGAGGACAUGGAAAGAGGUGCCUUUGCAACCGAAACUUCCAAUGGAAUGGUUUAAAUCUAAAUUGUACCAAAGAAAGUGAUUCGGGAGAGCCUUCAGAAAGCAAGGUGAAAUUGCUUCUGGUUGUUGUGUCAACUUUAGCAUGUGUGAUUGCUCUCACAUGUAUCAUUAUAGGCAUAUAUAUAUGGAGAAAAAAGAUUUCCAAGACACAAGCAAACAGAGAAAGUAAUAAAAGAAACCGAGCACUUCACACAUUACACAGUGAGAGACAUGUCAAAGAUUUGAUUGACUCGGGUGAGAUCAAAGAAGAAGAUGAAGGCAUAGAUGUCCCCUUUUUUGACAUGGAAAGCAUACUAAUUGCUACAGAUAGCUUCUCAGAUGAAAACAAACUCGGACAGGGGGGCUAUGGGCCUGUUUAUAAGGGCACAUUUCCAGGAGGUCAAGAAAUUGCUGUAAAGAGGCUCUCAAGUGUCUCUGGACAGGGCUUACAGGAAUUCAAAAAUGAGGUCGUGUUGAUUGCCAAACUCCAACAUAGAAAUCUUGUUAGACUUCGAGGGUAUAGCAUAAAAGGAGAUGAAAAGAUUUUGCUCUAUGAGUACAUGCCAAACAAAAGCUUAGACUCAUUUAUAUUUGAUCAAAAGCUAAGCGUGCUUUUGGAUUGGAAGAUUCGAUUCAACAUCAUCUUGGGAAUAGCUCGAGGACUUCUUUAUCUUCACCAAGAUUCCAGAUUAAGGAUUAUCCAUAGAGAUCUGAAAACCAGCAACAUUCUUCUUGAUGAGGAGAUGAACCCCAAAAUAUCUGACUUUGGCUUGGCGAGGAUUGUUGGAGGCAAAGAAACUGGGGACAACACGACCCAAGUAGUUGGAACUUACGGCUAUAUGUCUCCAGAGUAUGCGUUAGAUGGACAAUUCUCAUUCAAAUCUGAUUGUUAUAGUUUUGGAGUUGUUCUCCUUGAGAUUAUAAGUGGAAAGAAGAACACACGAUUUUAUCAGUCAGAAAAAGCCAUGAGCCUUAUAGGAUAUGCAUGGAGAUUGUGGGUAGGAAACAUGGUGUUGGAUUUAAUGGACCAGACACUGCAUGAAGUUUGCAAUGCUGACCAGUUCGUGAAGUGUGCUAACAUUGCACUCUUAUGCGUACAAGAAGACCCAAAUGACCGUCCCACCAUGUCCAAUAUUGUUACCAUGCUUGACAGUGAAACUGCGACAGUUCCAACUCCGAAAAAACCAGCUUAUCUUCCAACUCCAAGGAGAGACCUUUCUAGCACAGCUAGUUCUUCUAGUAGACUAGACACACAUACAGAAGUAACUGGUAGUCUAGGAGAAACAAAAUAAUGUAUGAUUCUCAGAUUGUGUUGGAUGUGAAGCACCCUGAAGCUUGCUCUGUGAUUAGUUAGCUUUGUGGUGCACUUAUUGUUGCUUGAUUUGGUUAAAAUUGUAGUCUGAAGCAUUGUGUAUUCCUCUGCUUUUCUGCUGCUUGUAUACCGCUCAACUUUGGUUUUACCUAAAAUUGUGCUGGAAAUGUAGUACUGUACAGUUUGGAGCAGCUCUGUUUAGGUCCCACUAUAGUUGCAGGAAAAAAUGAAGUCUUCAAGGCUUAUUAUCCCUUCAA
Juglans regia (Persian walnut) is the source of this 3393-nucleotide messenger RNA. RefSeq names its product G-type lectin S-receptor-like serine/threonine-protein kinase At4g03230. Gene Ontology annotation, biological process: recognition of pollen; protein phosphorylation. The record is from RefSeq and is a predicted model, not a curated record. The transcript has 9 exons. The coding region runs from base 75 to 3116 and encodes 1013 amino acids. Gene Ontology annotation, molecular function: ATP binding; protein kinase activity. NCBI's taxonomy places the organism in Eukaryota, Viridiplantae, Streptophyta, Magnoliopsida, Fagales, Juglandaceae.